CUUUAAAAAAUAACUUUAUAGCUCCAGCUUGGCCGAGUAACACGGGUGCAGAAACACAGGAAGAUACUGCGAGCAGCAAAGAACCUGGAGCCGGACACACUCAUUAUUGAAUACCGGGGAAAGGUCAUGCUCAAACAACAAUUUGAAGUCAAUGGGCACUUCUUCAAAAAACCAUACCCUUUCGUGCUGUUCUACUCAAAAUUUAACGAUGUAGAGAUGUGCGUUGAUGCCAGGACUUUCGGAAAUGACGCCCGCUUCAUCAGGAGGUCUUGUACACCCAAUGCCGAGGUCCGGCAUAUGAUCGCUGAGGGCAUGAUCCAUCUGUGCAUCUAUGCUGUCAGGCAAAUCACAAAAGACGCUGAGGUCACCAUUGGAUUUGACUACGAGUUCAAUAGCUGUAAUUACAAAGUGGACUGUGCCUGCCAUAAAAGCAACCAAAACUGCCCAGUGCAGAAGCACAACCUGAGCCCUAGGGAUAACUUGGUGAGUCCCCCUUCCCUGCCGCCUCCUUCCCCUUUGAUUGGUGCCGAGACACGAAGGAGAAAAGCCCGAAGGAAAGAGCUGGAGGGCAGUCGAGCUGCUGAUGGAAACCAGAUGCUGGAGCAGCAGCAACAGGACACCAGCGAUCUACAGGGGACCAGUGACACAGAGGUGUGUGUGUGCGCACAGGUGCGCGUGGUUAGAUUUGAUUUUCCAAAUAAUCGUGUUCAGCGUCGAGGUUGGGCAGCAAUAAGAGUUCUACAUUAG
Neolamprologus brichardi is the source of this 747-nucleotide messenger RNA. Lineage: Eukaryota; Metazoa; Chordata; Actinopteri; Cichliformes; Cichlidae. The record is from RefSeq and is a predicted model, not a curated record.